AUGCUAAUCUCUCCUCUAGCAGACAGGAACCAGAAGGAGUUGUGUUCAGUGUUGUGUGAUGUGUUGGAGGAGCAGUCUCACAGGGAACUGUUUGCCUUAGAGCUGGGCUCUGGCAUCGGACAGCAUGUGGUCAACUUCGCCAUGGCAACGCCCUUCAUCACCUGUGUCAGAUCCUACAUAGCGGUGACCAAAGUGAAGACCGUGCUGCAGCCUGUGCACCUGGACGCCAGCGAACCCUGGGAGAAGUGGGCGGGCCUUCCACGCGGGGCCUGUGAUGUCAUCGUGGCCAUUAACCUGCUUCAGUGCAGCUCUUUCGACACCGUAGAGGGCGUCGUCAAAGGAUCAGGACAGAUCCUCAGACAAAAUGGUCUCUUGAUCACACAUGGGCCCUACGCCAUCAACGGCACCAUCACCCCCAGCUGUAUGGAGGACUUGGACCAGGAACUACGACAGAUGAACCCAGGGUGGGGUCUACCAGACAUCGACAUUCUGAGACAGCUGGCGUUUGGGAACGGGAUGCGCAUGGAGAGGAUGAUAGAGAGGGAACAGGAUAAUAAAUACCUGGUCUAUCAGGAUGUUUAG
Oncorhynchus mykiss (rainbow trout) is the source of this 582-nucleotide messenger RNA. NCBI's taxonomy places the organism in Eukaryota, Metazoa, Chordata, Actinopteri, Salmoniformes, Salmonidae. The record is from RefSeq and is a predicted model, not a curated record.